CUGCGUUCGCUGCCACAAAGGUGAGGCAGAAGAAUCGCUAAAGUUGUGCAGGUUGCAAUUUUUUCAUUCAAUUUGGUUCUCCUAAAAAUAAUUUCCCAUAUUUCUCCGUGCAUCAAGGUGAACGAAUCACCCAAAUAUGCCUCUUCCGGUUGGGAAUUAUUCAUAGAGGCAGCAUCAGUAAAGAGAGAGUAGCUCGUUGAAUUAUUCAAGUGCACAGGGUGGGCAGAAGUGCAAUUAGUAUCUCUCGGUGUUUUUUUUUAAACUUUGUUCGGUGGAAAUUGUGAAGUGUGAAAAUCAAUUUUCACAGAAUAUAGAUACUUUUGUGGGUGAUUGAAUUUUCCCGCGCGGGAGUGGAACACCCAGCCUGAGUGGCAGGUGAAGAAAGGAGACAGGAUGUAUUUGUGUGAUGGCAAAGACAAUGGAGGAAUGCGGAAAAUGUGGAAAAUAAUUUUCGUGACUUUGCAAGCAAUUUCGGUGGCACAGUGUGCAGCAUUUUCUGCCUUUUGUCCACCCGACAGUGACAUCAUGCCCAUUUCCGGGGACAAUGCCGACACUCCGGCAACCUACUGUGAUUGCCACAUGGCACACUCGGCCCCCUGGGGUCUCCCCACAGUGACCAUCGAUUGCCAGGGAAGAGAAUUGCGCACCGACGAUCUACCGCAGGACCUCAUCCUCCCAUUUGCAGCCAAAGAACUCACGCUGGCAUGGAAUAAUCUCACAGUGGCACCCACACUGCCCGCCAGUGACCACCUUCGCGUCCUCAAGCUCACCCACAAUGCCAUCACUGCACUCGAGGGGUCACCCUUCCUCCAUCUACCCAACCUCCAACACCUCGACCUCAGUUCCAACAACAUCAUCACCCUCAGUGAUGACAUCUUCGACGGGUUGCCGCACCUGGAACAUCUCGACCUGUCCCAAAAUCAACUCAAAAUCCUCCCCAGCAAUGCCUUUGCUGGCCUCCUCGUGCUCAAAACGCUCAUCCUGUCUGAAAAUCCUCUUGCUGGUUUUUUCUCACAGGAAAACCUCUUCAGCUACACAGGGAUAACGAAAGAUCUCAAAACACUGGAGGUGGCCAUGUGUAAUUUGACUAAAAUUCACCUGGAUGAGGAUUGGACAGUAUCGAAGUUGGAUUUGCAUUCAAAUCUCUUCCAGGGUGUACCGGACAUUCCUCUAUCUGUUCGUUUUCUCGAUUUUGGUGGAAAUUUCCUCAAACAUAUUGAUCCAGAGACUUUUCCACCUCUGCCGGACCUCGAAGAGCUCCACCUGGACAAUAUGGUACCACUAAAGACCAUCCAAGCCGAUGCUUUUCUCUCAGUUUCGACUAAACUACGAAAGCUCAGCCUCGAGGGCUGUCGGAACCUUACAACGCUGGAUAAUUUGGCUUUUGGGAAUGGGACAAAAGAGGAGAAUCCCCUGAGUUUGGUUGAAGUCAAUCUUCGUGGGUGUCGCUUGAAGAAGAUCAAACGAGAUCUUCUGGCACGAGCUGUGAACCUCACAACUCUCUCUUUGGCGGGAAAUCCCCUCAAUUGCGAUUGCGAUGUUUCGUGGAUUAAGGAGAUGGCAAAAGAAACCGGGGCACAGUGUAGUCUUCCCCUGAUCUUACGUGGAACGAAGAUUUCGGAACUGGACAUGGAUCAAUUUCACUGUGACACAGCGAAAUCCUGGCUUUUCCGCAUUAUAAAUGGAAUUAUUGUCUUUGCCCUCCUGUGUGGCUGUGGUGUAGCCAUCUACUACCUCGUUAUGCGAUGUCGUCCAUCGAGACGACAUGUGGUGCAAAAACUCGCACUUACAAGCCCCUAUGCACCCGUUACCAUUCAACCCAAUCGGGCUGAACAUUUGUAAUGUUUUUUACAAACAUUUUUUUUUGUAAUUUUUGUACAUUCUAAAGAGAUUCAAUAAAUACUAGACUGCUUUGCA
Messenger RNA from Lutzomyia longipalpis, 1917 nucleotides. RefSeq names its product leucine-rich repeat-containing protein 4C-like. Lineage: Eukaryota; Metazoa; Arthropoda; Insecta; Diptera; Psychodidae. Gene Ontology annotation, molecular function: protein binding. The transcript is spliced from 2 exons. Gene Ontology annotation, cellular component: extracellular matrix. The record is from RefSeq and is a predicted model, not a curated record. Bases 394 to 1842 code for a protein of 482 amino acids.